Messenger RNA from Corythoichthys intestinalis (scribbled pipefish), 7905 nucleotides. RefSeq names its product ATP binding cassette subfamily C member 1 (ABCC1 blood group) (gene abcc1). The record is from RefSeq and is a predicted model, not a curated record. Gene Ontology annotation, biological process: xenobiotic transport; glutathione transmembrane transport. Gene Ontology annotation, molecular function: ABC-type xenobiotic transporter activity; glutathione transmembrane transporter activity; ATP binding. Gene Ontology annotation, cellular component: basolateral plasma membrane. Lineage: Eukaryota; Metazoa; Chordata; Actinopteri; Syngnathiformes; Syngnathidae. The transcript is spliced from 31 exons. Bases 76 to 4635 code for a protein of 1519 amino acids.
CCUUCCGCCUGGCAUGUGAAGUCACAAGUUACGAAAUCAGAACUCCAAACAACCCGUUGUCACGACUUCUAUUCCAUGACGUCCCAGCAAAUGGGGCUUGACACAUUCUGCAGCCCGGACGGUUCCGACCAGUUCUGGGAUUGGGACCGCUCAUGGAAUACUACAAACCCAGACUUCACUCAGUGCUUCCAGAACACUGUCCUGGUAUGGUUGCCAUGCAUCUACCUCUGGCUGUGCGCCCCACUCUACCUCAUCUACCUCCGCAGCCACAAUCGAGGUUACAUAUGUAUGAGUCACCUUAACAAAGCCAAAACUGCUUUUGGCUUCCUUCUGUGGAUUAUCUGCUGGGCAGAUGUUUUCUAUUCUUUCUGGGAAAGAAAUUCCGGCAGUGAAGUUCCUGCGCCGGUCCACCUAGUCAGUCCAACCAUACUGGGCUUUACCAUGUUGCUGGCCACUCUGAUAAUUCAGUAUGAGCGAAUGAAAGGGGUCCAAUCGUCUGGAGUAUUGCUAGUUUUCUGGCUGUUGGCCUUGCUAUGUGCCACAAUCACCUUUCGGUCCAAGAUCCUCCAAGCACUGAACCAGCCAUCAACAAUUUCUGUAUGGAGGCACACCACCUUUUUUGUCUACUACACCUUUCUGCUGAUUUCACUGAUUUUGUCCUGCUUGUCAGAUCAACCGCCACUCUUCUCCCAGGUUGUCAAAGAUCCUAAUCCUUGCCCUGAACCUGGAGCCUCUUUCCUUUCCCAAAUAACAUUCUGGUGGAUCACCAGGAUGAUGAUGAAUGGCUACAAGCAUCCUCUAGAAGAGAAACACUUGUGGUCUCUGAACUCUGAGGACCGCUCACAGAAAGUGGUACCAAGGCUGGUUCAGCGCUGGACUGCAGAUUGUCAGAAAGGAAAAAGAACAGAACAGAAGACAUUGUACUCUCCCAAGCGGGCCCAUAACACAAACAACAAGGAGAGUCCAGCUGCGGAGGAGUCUGAAAUCUUACUCGUAAAAACCACAAAAAGAAAAGAGCCUUCCCUGCUGUGGGCUCUGUGCCAGGCCUUUGGGCCAUACUUCCUCAUAUCAUGCUUGUACAAGUUAAUCCAAGACAUCCUCAUGUUUGUUGGACCUGAGAUACUUCGCCGUCUGAUCCAAUUUGUGAACAACUCCAGUGCCCCCACCUGGCAUGGCUAUUUCUACACAGUCCUACUUUUCCUAUGCACAUGUGUGCAGUCACUCAUUCUCCAGAGGUAUUUUCACGUCUGCUUCAUCACAGGUAUGCGCCUGCGCACUGCAAUCGUUGGAGCAGUCUAUAGGAAGGCCUUGGUCAUCAGCAGUGAGGCCCGGCGCAAGUCCACAGUUGGAGAGAUUGUCAACUUGAUGUCAGUGGACGCUCAGCGCUUUAUGGAUCUCAUCGCUUAUAUUAAUAUGGUAUGGUCCGCCCCACUGCAGGUGGUGUUGGCCUUGUAUUUUCUCUGGCAGAACUUGGGCCCGUCUGUUCUGGCUGGAGUAGCCGUUAUGAUUCUAAUGGUUCCAGUCAAUGCUUUCAUCGCCAUGAAAACCAAAACCUACCAGGUAGCUCAGAUGAAGAGUAAAGACAGUCGCAUUAAGCUGAUGAAUGAGAUGCUGAAUGGUAUCAAGGUACUGAAGCUGUAUGCUUGGGAGCUUGCCUUCCAGGGCAAAGUAUCAGAUAUCCGAGAACGCGAGCUACAGGUACUGAAGAAGGCUGCUUACCUUGGGGCAGUUUCUACCUUCACUUGGGUCUGUGCACCCUUUUUGGUUGCACUGUCCACGUUCGCAGUGUAUGUGCUGGUUGAUGAAAAAAAUGUGCUUGAUGCCCAGAAGGCCUUUGUUUCGCUUGCACUCUUCAACAUCUUGCGUUUUCCUCUCAACAUGUUGCCUAUGGUCAUCAGUAGUAUGGUUCAGGCGAGUGUCUCCCUGAAGCGGCUGAGAGUGUUUUUGUCACAUGAAGAGCUACAGGAAGACAGUGUCAUACGCAAAGCAGUAAUAGGCUCCUCAAACAGUAUAUCCAUAGUGGACGGAGUUUUCAGCUGGUCGAAAAACGAACCACCGACACUAAAGAUGCUCAAUGUGUGUAUCCCAGACGGCUCCUUGGUAGCUGUUGUUGGGCUCGUUGGGUCUGGAAAGUCUUCUCUUCUGUCGGCCCUGCUUGGAGAAAUGGAAAAACUUGAAGGAAGUGUGACUGUCAAGGGCUCAGUGGCCUAUGUUCCCCAGCAGGCUUGGAUACAGAAUUCAACACUGAAGGAAAACAUCAUAUUCGGCCAGGAUAUGAGUGAAGCCUGGUAUAAGCGUGUGGUGGCUGCAUGUGCCCUUCAGCCUGACAUUGAGAUCCUUCCUGCUGGAGAUUCCACAGAGAUUGGAGAAAAGGGUGUCAAUCUUUCUGGUGGUCAAAAGCAGAGGGUAAGCCUCGCCAGGGCUGUCUACUGCGACCGCACUGUCUACCUCCUGGAUGAUCCACUGUCUGCUGUUGAUGCUCAUGUAGGAAAACACAUAUUUGACCAUGUCAUUGGUCCACAGGGCUUGCUGAAGGACAAAACCCGUGUACUGGUGACACAUGGGCUGAGUUAUUUGCCGCAUGUUGACCUCAUCCUGGUCAUGGUGAAUGGAGAAAUAACAGAAAUUGGCUCAUACCAACAACUCAUGGCCACUGAGGGCGCUUUUUCGGAGUUCCUCCAUACAUACGCUGGAGUCGACCAUUCAGACAACAACGAUUUAGAAUCCAAGACAAAAAUGUUAAACAAAGGAAAGGAGAAUGGCAGUGUGACUGGUCUUUCAAAUCCUAGUCAGAGCGGCAGUACUUCCAAAAAGUCUCAGUCAGUUGAAGAGAAAGAGGAGCUGGACAAAAAGGCUAAGAACACUGAUGCAGGCAAGCUAACAGUGGGUGACAAGGCCAGCACAGGAAGGGUCAAGCUUUCUGUGUUUUGGGCCUAUUUGAAAGCAGUAGGUAUACUACUCUCCUGCCUCGGUAUACUGCUGUUUUUCGCCCAUAAUGUUCUUUCUUUGCUCUCUAAUUACUGGCUGAGUCUUUGGACUGAUGACCCAGUAAUUAAUGGUACUCAGCCUAAGAGACAGCUGAGAUUGGGGGUAUAUGGUGCUCUUGGCCUGUCACAAGGGAUGGCAGUCUUUGGUUACUCCCUAUCGAUGUCCAUUGGUGGCAUCCUGGCAUCUCGAUGCCUACAUCAAUCCAUGCUUUAUGACGUCCUCCGCUCACCCAUGGCUUUCUUUGAGCGAACCCCCAGUGGUAACCUUGUCAACCGCUUUGCCAAGGAGAUGGACACCAUCGAUACAGUGAUCCCCAGUAUUCUUAAAAUGUUCAUGGGAUCCUUGUUCAAUGUGAUAGGUUCUUGUAUUGUGAUCUUGAUUGCUACACCAUACGUAGCGAUCAUAAUUCCCUUUCUUGGUCUUCUCUACUUUUUUGUACAGAGAUUUUAUGUUGCAUCAUCACGGCAAUUGAAGCGACUGGAGUCUGUCAGCCGUUCACCUAUCUACACCCACUUUAAUGAAACGCUACUGGGCACAUCUGUCAUAAGAGCUUUUGGUGAACAGGAACGCUUUAUACGGGAGAGUGAUCGUAGGGUUGACCAUAACCAGAAGGCCUACUAUCCCAGCAUUGUAGCAAACAGGUGGCUGGCAAUACGUCUAGAGUUUGUUGGCAACUGCAUUGUGUCAUCUGCUGCUUUGUUCGCCGUCAUAGCCAGAGAGAACCUGAGUCCUGGUAUAAUGGGUUUAGCGAUCUCCUAUGCCCUUCAGUUGACAGCCUCUUUAACCUGGCUGGUAAGAAUGUCCUCUGAUGUGGAAACAAACAUUGUUGCAGUGGAGCGAGUAAAGGAGUACAGUGACACAGAAAAAGAGGCUGAGUGGAAGCAGGAGGCCUCCAGCAUUUCCCCUCAGUGGCCAACUGAAGGGUGCAUUGAAUUUAGAAACUUCGGCCUACGAUACCGUCAUGAUCUAGACCUGGCCAUCAGCAACAUCACUGUUAACAUUUCGGGAGGAGAAAAGGUGGGGAUUGUUGGUCGAACGGGAGCAGGCAAAUCAUCUCUAACACUGGGCCUGUUCAGGAUUAUCGAGGCAGCUGAAGGACAAAUUUUAAUUGAUGGAAUAAACAUUGCGAAACUUGGCCUCCAUGAGCUCCGCUCCAGAAUUACCAUCAUACCACAGGACCCAGUCUUGUUUUCAGGCACUCUAAGGAUGAACUUGGAUCCAUUUGAAAGCUACUCCGAUGAGGACAUAUGGAGGUCUUUGGAGUUCUCUCAUCUCAAGAAUUUUGUGUCAGGCCUACCGGACAAACUCAACCAUGAAUGUAGUGAAGGUGGAGAGAACCUCAGUGUGGGCCAGCGCCAGCUGCUAUGUCUGGCCAGAGCUCUGCUGAGAAAGACCAAGAUCCUUGUUUUAGAUGAGGCCACAGCGGCUGUAGAUAUGGAGACUGACAACCUCAUCCAGACAACCAUCCGCUCUCAGUUUGAGGAUUGCACUGUCCUUACCAUCGCUCAUCGACUGAACACUAUCAUGGAUUACACAAGAGUGCUGGUUUUGGAAAGAGGAAAAAUGAUUGAAUUUGAUUCCCCAUCCAAUCUCCUAGCUCAAAAGGGAGCCUUCUUCAAGAUGGCCAAGGAUUCUGGGCUGGCCUGAAGCUUUGUCAUGAUAGUCCUCCCAAACUGCGAGGGUUGAUUUUGAAGGAGUAAUACAGGUGGCCCAGCACUUGUCCCGUUCACAAUGGGUUCGGUGUUUUCAUGUCCACACCAACCUUCCCGAAUUGAACUACUAGUUAACUGCCUUUUCUAAGUAAAUAUGCUUCUUGUUUACUCUAUAUUGUUAGGGGCUCAUGUCGUUCCAGCAGAGGAACGGGAAGCAUUUAUGUAGCUUUUAUUUAGACACCUGUGGAUAGAAGUAAGGUCAAUUGUGAUCAGCUUUUCUCAAUUACCAAGUGUUUUGUUUUAUCCUGUUUUUCAACGUGUAGUGAUUUGACAUAAUUACACUUGGUCCCAUGCACUAUUUCUUACAGUGGGGAGAACUAGUAUUUGAUACACUGCCGAUUUUGCUGGUUUUCCCACUUGCAAAGCAUAUAGAGGUCUGUAAUUUGUAUUAUAAGUUCUCUUCAACUGUGAGAGACGGAAUCUAAUACAAAAAAACAGAAAAUCACGUUGUAUGAUUUUUAAAUAAUAAAUUUGCAUUUAAUUGCAUGAAAUAAGUAUUUGAUACAUCACAAAAAUUGAACUUAAUAUUUGGUACAGAAACCUUUGUUUGCUAUUACAGAUACCAAACGUUUCCUGUAGUCCUUGACAAGGUUUGCACACACUGCAGCAGGCAUUUUGGCCCACUCCUCCAUGCAGAUCUUCUCCAGAGCCUUCAGGUUUCAGGGCUGCUGCCGGGCAACACGGACUUUCAGCUCCCUCCAUAGAUUUAGUAUCGGGUUCAGAUCUGGUGACUGAUUAGGCCACUCCUGGACCUUAAGAUGCUUCUUACGGAGCCACUCUUUAGUUGCCUUGGCUGUGUGCUUUGGGUCGUUGUCAUGCUGGAAGACCCAGCCACGACCCAUCUUCAGGGCUUUCACUGAAGGAAGGAGGUUGUCAGCCGAGAUCUGGCGAUACAUAGCCCCAUUCAUCCUCCCCUAAAUACGGUGCAGUCAUCCUGUACCCUUGGCAGAGAAGCAGCCCCAAAAAAAUGAUGUUUCCUCCUCCAUGUUUCACGGUUGGGAUGGUGUUCUUAGGGUUGUACUCAUCCUUCUUUUUCCUCCAAACACGACGAGCCGAGUUUAGACCAAAAAGUUCAAUUUUGGUCUCAUCCGACCACAUGACCUUCUCCCAUUGCUCCUCUGGAUCAUCCAGAUGGUCAGUGGCAAACUUCAGACGUGUCUGGACAUGCACUGGCUUCAGCAGCGGGACCUUGCGUGCACUGUAGGAUUUUAAUCCAUGAAGGCGUAAUGUGUUUCCGAUGUUUUUUUUUUUCGAGACUGUGGUUCCAGCUCUCUUCAGGUCAUUGACCAGGUCCUGCCGUGUAGUUCUGGGCUGAUCCCUCACCUUCCUCAUGAUCACUGAUGCCCCACGAGGUGAGAUCUUGCAUGGAGCCCCAGAACGAGGCAGGUUGACCGUCAACUUCUUCCAUUUUCUAAUAAUCGCUCCAACAGUUGUUACCUUCUCACCAAGCUGCUUGCUUAUUUUCCUGUAGCCCAUCCCAACCUUUUGCAGGUCUAUUAUUUUAUCCCUGAUGUCCUUACACAGCUCUUUGGUCUUGGCCAUUGUGGAGAGGUUGGAGUUUGUUUGUUUGAGCAUGUGAACAGGUGUCUUUUGUACAGGUAACAAGUUCAACCAGGUGCAGUUACUUCCGGUAAUAAGUGGAGAACAGGAGGUGUUCUUAAAAAAGAACUAAGAGCCGAAAUAUUUACUAGUUGGAAAUGUAUCAAAUACUUAUUUCAUGCAGUUAAAUACAAAUUUAUUAUUUAAAAACUAUACAAUGUUAUUUUCUGGAUUUUUGUAUUAGAUUCCGUCCCUCACAGUUGAAGAGAAUUUAUGAUACAAAUUACAGACCUCUACAUGGCUUGCAAGUGGGAAAACCAGCAAAAUCGGCAGUGUACCAAAUACUUGUUCUCCCCACUGUAAGUAAAUAUACGUGCAACCAAUCGGAAAACAUUUAGCUGAUAAGAAAUAUACUAGUUUGAAGACAAAAACAUAGUAAUGUUAAACUACAAUCAUCAACUGUUUCCAAUGUUGACGAAUUAUGUUGCAGGAGUCAGCAGGGUAUUAUUUUCGCCAAAAUGAAAUGUUUGCUGUUUUGAAUGCUAUUUGAUUCGGGUGGACAGGCUAAUGUUUUCCCAUUUGUGACAGAAAAGUCUGCUGAUCAAAGACCAGCAAUGUUUCUGACUUAAUACAGUGGCUGGUUAGUGUAAAACCUUAAACGCACAAGUUCGAGGGGUCUGUUGGACAGAUUCCCUUUUGCUGUCACUUUACAUGCUGCAUUGUUUAUUUAUUGUGUGUGUUUUGUUCAUUUUCUCUCUUCAGCAGCUUUAAAUUCAUGUUUAUAUCAGCUACUCAAGUAGAUUAUUUUAUGCUCUUACAGAGCUGAAUUGAUUUGAUCAGUCAUUGAUUCUUGGGCAAAAAUGCAACUGUAGGAUUGGGACUGAUUCAUUAGAUUCAUAAUUUAAUUUUUGAAGACAUGUUUUUGAUUACUUCUGCACAUGUUUCGUAAGUGCGCAUUUUUAGAAAAUGUACAGCAUAUGGCUUUAUUUUGUUGCUUGAAAAAAUUCUUUGACCUAAGAUACCACUCCAAAAAUAUGUUUGUCCGUUGGGAGCUUUGUGUACGUUCAAAAUAUGCGUGUAUGAAUUGUGUUUUAAAUAAAAACAUCUUUAAUUUGAUGCCCACAAAAAGUGAAUCCAGCUUGGGAAUUCAGUACAAAUAACACCAGCGGAUGCUUAAAUGUGACCAAUUUUCGCUUUUCAAAAUCUUGUUAGAUAAAAUGGUAUUAUAUGUAUGAUUUCAAUGACGCUUAGCCUAACUAAGAAUGUCGCUUAUGGGAGUUUGGAGUCCCUCAUAUAAUAGAGCCUUAUACCCAUUUAAUUUUAUCUGAGUGCAUGGGAGUGUAACGUUAUCUACCUUAACCAUGAUGCACUUUGGCCGUAAAAUAGCUUAAAUUGGGCAGAGCGUCUCUGGUAACAAAACGCAUUUGCCAAUACAGUAUCUGAGUGUGCUUGUAGUGUAUUGAUUUGUGUGUUGUUCAUUUUUAUUGGCCAAAAUUAAGGUUGUAUUUUCUGAAGAAUGUUUAUUAAGCCUGUGGAGAUGAAAGAAAGUGCGUUUUGUUUUGUUGUCGCAACACAAAGUAAAUAGUUUUUUCUGUAUUUGUUAAUAUGUUCAUUAUUAGUUUUGAAUAAAUGCAGUUUAUAUACAAAAUAUACUUUUGUGAUUUCU